AUGUGCAGUUGGUUACCGAAGCUUUGGGCAGUUCUUGGCAUUACCUGUUCCUCUCAUGGCUCUGUAUGUACACUUCAGUUGUUGGGCGGGAAGCCACAUGGUUUGAAGGAUGCUUUUGCCACUCUGAACUUUUGGCUUCUCACAACAGGUGGCAAAGAAGAAAGCAGAUGCUUGCAGAACAAUGCCCUGGAGGAUCUUGUGUUUGGCAAGGCAGGCGUCUACCUGCACUUGCGCUUGGCCAUUGCAAAGAUUUGCGCUUUUGGGCACUACUGCGGCUAUUCAUUGGCGGCUGCCAAAGAUGCGGUGGCCAGGGGCAUUGCAGAGUAUGAUGCCUUGUUGCCUCACAACAGGGAUUCCGUGUCGGCGUCCCUGCUGGAACAUGAUGCUGUGGUAGCGAUGCAGUUGAGGCAUUUUGCCGUGACCGAGGACAAGCCGCUUCAUGAUUACCCCGAUGCGUUUAUUGCUAUCCGUGCUCGUGCAUUUGCGCUUUUGACUGAAAGACACACUGAAGGUGAACAUGCGCGUGUCAAGUUUCAUGCGCAGCGUGGUUUCAGGUUUGCAGGCCCAGUUGUUGCAGCUGCCCGCAAGCGAUGGGCAGAAGUGCAGGCCAUGAUUCGGGACCAUUUGCAUUGGUUGGCAGAGCACUGGCAUACCAAGACUUUGUUUGUCACCCUCCUGCAACACAUGCUGCCACAGGAAGAGGUUCAUGCUAUGACUUUUGCGCAGCGUUGUCAACGUGUGUAUGCGUGCCACCCCAAAGACCACUUCGCUGAUAUGAGCAAAUGGGAGAAAGAAGCUGAUGCAUUUCAGAAAACAGUUAAGAAAGUGCAGCUGUCCCUGGAAAAAUCUUUCAAGGUCCUGGCUGAUGAGGCAAUGCAAAUGGUUUUCUUCAUCAAGCAUUUUCUACCGAAUGGCACUUUUGCGUCCGUACCUGCAAGUCUUUGGCGCGCUGGUACUUUGCCUUCCCAUGCAGAAGGGCCAGAUGUCCCGUCUGCAAGUGUCCUGGAGAAGUGCCUCCUGUCUCCCAAGUUGCCUGAGUUGCAUGCUCUGCAGGAGCACGUGUUUUUCUCGGUGGUUGAUGCUCACCCCGAAGCUAAAGUGGUUGUGAAAACAAGGAAGACAAGGCAACCUUCAACUGUGCUUUGCGUUUCGUUUUUCCCACAGGUAGCGUGGGAGGGAGGUGGGGUGAAACUUACCGUUGAAGCUAGAGAGGCAGUGUUUUUGGAUGUGUCGGCCUGGGUCUUGCCAGCGGAGUUCGAGACCUUUUGCCGAGAUGCUGUGGUGUGGAGGGCCAGCUGUUCCGAACUGCAAGUGAACCUGAAUCCUGCCUUGACAUCUUCCGAGGUCCCCUUGACAUUGCCGGACUUUUUUGGCGACGAUGACCCCCUGGAAUCAUUGUUGCUUUACGAUGCAUCUGAAGAGAGAGCCAUUGAAUUUUACCAGGGGAAAAAACAUGAAACUGGGUUGAGCGUGGACAUUGCAGGGCGCCCCAUAACCCAUGACCAGCAAUCUACCUUGAUGUCGCUUGUUGACAGGAAAGCCUUUGGGGCUGAAAGUGCUUGUGGUGUGUGGGACAUGUCGUUCUACAGCAGCCAAGCCAUCCAGUCACUGGAAGCGUUGGGGCUGAUCAAAAAAGAAACUGAUGAGCUGGGCGAUGACCAUUGGUGGCUUGCUGAUGCCGGCCAAAUCUUUCCAGGCAUGAGGCUGACUGAGCCUGCGUGUUUGCUGGAGGAGUUCCAUUCUCCUGGCUGCGCGCGGCAGAGGUCACGUCGUUCAUGUAAGCUUGCUUUUGUUUUGGCUUUGUUGCAGGAUGGUUGGUCAAUGAAGGGAUGGAAGGACAACCUCAUUUUCUUUCAUAAAGGCGAGGAGUGCCUCAACUACAACAAGACCAAGAAAGCUCGCGCUAAAGCGAAGUCUGGAGGGCGUGGCAAGGCCACUUCUUCCAGAGCAGAUGUCCUCGCCGAUGAGGAUAUGCUUCCUUUAGAUGAUGUGGAGCGUUCACUUUUGCAAAUUCCUGAGGGUGAUUUGCAACUUCAAAGUGUUGGUUGCAAGGAGCCUACCAUGAAGGAUGUUGUUGUCCACUAUGACCGCUUCACCCAUGCCAGUGGAAAUCUGCGUGCUUUCACAGCUUGCGUCCACCACCGGGCCUGUCGCCGGUAUGUUUUUGUGAAGAACCAUGGAGACCGACCAACAGCUGAGGACAAAGAGCAGGGAAGCGCCAUGCCUCCUGCAGUCAAAGGUGAGCUCAGCUCUUCUGAGGCUGAGGAGUCUUCAGAAGAAGAGCAGCCACCUCAGAAGGAUGCUGUACAAAGCUCAGAGAGCCCCACCAGAGUCUUGGGGCACCCUACACCUCCAAAGCGGCGGAAGAAGUCUCGUGGCAAGUCCAAGUCCAAGCCGAGGGAGCGUCAUGAUGCUGCUUCUGGUGAGACCGGGGAACUUCGAUGCCGCUUGUGUGACAAGACCUUUGAGAAGCACAUUGGGGACUAUGGGUUGUCGCAGCAUUAUUGGAGCAAGCAUCCCAACAGCACAGAAGCUGCUGAGCGGAGCAUAUUCUACCGGCAGAAGUCCAAGGGCGAAGGAAGGAAAGGGAAAUCAUUGCCUGCGACUUUGCAAGGACGGCGAAUGCCAGAAGAUCGUGACCAGAGUCAUCGAUCUAAGUCCUGUGGCCAUGUUGUUCGGGAUUUUUCUCAUUUGCCACAACCACCAGCCAUGCCAAAGGCGGUCAAGGUUGAACCGGUUGAGGCAAACGUGCCCAAGAGUGGGGCUGGAGAUGUCCAUGACCAGAAGCCACCACCUGUUGAGCGCCGUGCUGAGCCUGUGCGUGUUGAAUCAGAGUUGGGAUCCGAGCGCCCUACCCCAGCUGCUGGUGUUGGUGCGGCCAGUGAGGCAGAGCGCCAUGCUACUGUCCGAGCGCUGCUUCAAACCACGAACAUUCUACUUCGAGGCAAGAGCUCUGCAGACCUCACCGAGUGA
Messenger RNA from Durusdinium trenchii, 2973 nucleotides. The record is from the annotation of a GenBank genome assembly. Lineage: Eukaryota; Dinophyceae; Suessiales; Symbiodiniaceae.